Molecule: messenger RNA, 1866 nt
Organism: Nicotiana attenuata
Lineage: Eukaryota; Viridiplantae; Streptophyta; Magnoliopsida; Solanales; Solanaceae
Exons: 3
Coding region: 1-1866 (621 amino acids)
Biological process (GO): DNA integration
Molecular function (GO): nucleic acid binding
Source: RefSeq, a predicted model, not a curated record
AUGAUAGGAACAGAAGCUACAGCUACUCCCACUGUCACUGGAUCCACCAGCAGUGGAAGCACUACUGAUUCCAAUCACCCAUACUAUCUACACUCCUCUGAUGCUCCAGGGAUGUCUUUAGUUAGCUCACCAUUUGAUGGAAGAGGCUUUACAGGAUGGAGAAGAUCUGUGCUAAUUGCAAUUUCAGCCAAGAACAAGCUUGGUUUUAUCAAUGGAACUUGUCUUGAACCAGCUUUAAAUGCUGCAGAGCACUCACAGUGGAGCAGGUGCAACAACAUGGUGACCUCUUGGUUGCUGAAUUCCCUCACCAAGGAGAUAGGAGACAGUGUAAUUUAUUCUAGGACUGCAAAGGAUCUAUGGGGUAGCCUUGAACACAGGUUUGGCCAAUCGAGUGGAGCAAAGCUCUAUCACCUGCAGAUCUCAAAGUUAGCUCAAGGAAGUAGCAGCAUAGCAGGUUAUUUCACAACUCUAAAAAGGCUUUGGGAUGAGUUGGAUUCUAUCAACUCACACCUGGGAUGCACCUGUGAUUGCACAUGUGAUGGAAAGAAGAAAAUUGCAAAGUUCAUGGAGGAUCAAAGAGUUAUUCAAUUCCUUAUGGGAUUGAAUGAUGUUUAUGCUCAAGCAAGAGGAAACAUACUCAUGAUGAGUCCUCUCCCAGGCAUUGACCAAUCCUAUUCUCUACUGUUGCAGGAUGAGAGCCAAAGGGAAAUAUACAUGAAUCCCUCUUACUCCACUGAUGUUGCAUCAUUCAUGGUGGGAACACAGAAUAAAACCCCACAGAGAAACAAUCAGAUCCAAAGAACUUGGAAUCCACAGCAGAAGCAAGGGAACACACAACAAAAAUUCAAGGGAAAGAAGACUAGGUAUAACCCAAAUGUUGCCUGUUCUCACUGCAUGAGGAUAGGACAUACCAGGGCAGACUGCUACAGGCUCAAUGGGUUUCCAGAUGAUUUUCAAUUUACCAAGUCAAACAUAUCUCAAGGAGCAGUGAAGGUCAAUGCACUGGUGCAGAUUGGGAAUGGAGGAAAUCCAGGAACAGAGAUAAAUGCUAAUGCAGUAGCUGGUACCAUUCUUAAAUACUUUGGAACAUGCCUAGCUGUCCCUUUAAUGAGGAGGGGACAAGCUUUUGGUGAAGUGAGGGAUGGCCUAUACUUGCUCCAGCCUAGUAGUUUAGAGUCUAGGAUCUUAUUCAAACAAAAUGUAAUUUCAACUCCAAAAGGAAGCAAUUCCAGUCUGUUUUCCCCUAGUGUUCCUUUUUCAGCACCUGUGUUUGCUAAUGCUAUAUCUAAUGUAAGAGAAUGGUAUGUCAGAUUAGGGCAUUUGCCUUUUACGGCUAUGAAAAAUCUAAGUUUCAUCCAUUUUCCUUCAACUUUUGAUUAUGUGUGUGAUGUAUGUCCUCAAGCCAGGCAAACUAGGCUACCUUUUCCAAUUAGUCAAAUAAGAUCUUCAAGCAUAUUUGACCUCAUUCAUAUAGACACUUGGGGACCUUUUAAGACUAGUACAUACAAUGGCUACAAGUAUUUCCUAACCAUAGUUGAUGAUUUCAGUAGAGCAACCUGGACCUUCCUCUUGAGCACUAAAAGCAAUGCAUUUUCAGUUUUGAAGUGUUUUCUUACUAUGGUGGAAAAACAAUUCAACAAGAAGGUGAAGAAGAUCAGAUCUGACAAUGCUUUGGAAUUGGGAAAGGGGACACAAGAAUCUAUAUAUCUGCAUUCACAAGGCAUACAACAUGAAACAUCUUGUGUAGCUACUCCACAACAAAAUGGUGUUAUUUGGAGAGAAAACAUAGGCAUCUUUUGGAAAUUGCAAGGGGAUUGUUAUUUCAAUCAAGAGUUCCAAUUCAAUAUUGGGGAGAAUGUAUAUUGA